UUUUAACCCGGAAGAUAUCCUUCGCCGGGUGUUUAUGCAGUAUUCGUUCUCACGUGUGCCACAGUUCUUCAUCUUGUUAUGUCUUCUAAGAAAAAUAAAAGCAAAUCGAAACGAUUAAACGAAGGAGACGGCUCCUGUGACUCGAGCAACUUCGACAGUUCCAGUAACGAGGGGAGUAAAAGCAGCAACUCCUUCACUGUCAUCGACUUCGUUAAGAAAGCUGAUGACAAAACGCCGAAAAGUUGCAGAUGGUCACUUGCACAACUGAGCCUGAAUUCGCUGAAGUCAAAUGGUGUUAGCAUCGGCAGACCUGUUCUCCUCACGAGUCCCACGGGGCGACAGGAGGUGUGUGUGGGAUGGCCUGUGGCUGCGUUCCCGAGCGGGAAAGUCGGCCUCCACAAGGGUGCACAGAUCAACCUGAAAGUGAAAUGCGGUGAUGCAGUCAUGCUUCAGCCAGUGACGGGUCCUGUGCUCCAAGCCCAGGAAGUCAUCCUCUUUCCGAGAUCUGUUGAUGAAAAAUUAAACACAGAAGAGUUCAAGAGCUUCCUGCUCAAUUCUUUAGUUGGAAGCGUCAUUCUUCCGGGCAACGUUGUGUCCCUCACAUAUUUUAGCCGGCCAUGCAGUCUUUAUGUGCAAAGUGUACGAGGAGAAGACGGUGGCGCCCUCCAAAGGCCGUCUGUCCCUAUUCCUUCUCGUCCUCCUCCUCUUUCCAAUGGCACAGAGGAGUCGUCAGUGCUGGAUUCUGCCCCCGCAGACCUCUCCCUCCCGCUCAGCCUGCUGGCCUUAGAUGACACCAGCAGUCCUCACAGGACCCCCGUGGCCAGCACACCACACCGACCCGCCGCCUGCCUGCCUGCCCUCUCCCCGGCUUCUCCCAUUUCCAACCACCUUGACUCCCAUUCUGACUGUGAGGCAAACACUCCCGUCUUGGAGGGUUCCUUCAGCAUAGAAUGUCCUCUACCAACUCCCAUAGCGCCCUCUGCUGGUUUUUCGAGUACUGACACCUUCUACCGCCUGGCCUCGACCACCAAGCUUAGUUUUCCAAGCAAAGCCAUUCAGGAGGAUGUCGAAGCCAAAAGAGCAAAAGUGACAUACAGCAUGAUUGGCGGCCUCAGCAGCCAAUUGGAUGUCAUCAAAGAGACCAUAGAGCUGCCUCUCAAACACCCUCAACUCUUCUCCAACUAUGGCAUUCCCACUCCGCGAGGAGUUCUUCUGUAUGGACCUCCCGGCACGGGAAAGACCAUGAUCGGACGAGCCAUCGCCAACGAGGUGGGCGCUCACAUGACUGUGAUCAACGGUCCGGAAAUCAUGAGCAAGUUCUACGGCGAAACUGAAGAGAAGCUGAGGCAAAUAUUCACAGAGGCAUCAAAAAGUAGACCUUCUAUCAUCUUCAUCGAUGAGUUGGAUGCUCUUUGUCCCAAACGAGAGGGCGCGCAGAACGAGGUGGAGAAACGAGUGGUGGCCUCCCUCCUGACUCUCAUGGAUGGGAUUGGCUCUGAGGACCACUCGGGACAGCUUCUGGUUCUAGGGGCCACAAACCGACCCCACGCCCUUGACCCGGCACUGAGGCGACCUGGACGCUUCGACAAGGAGCUGGAGGUCGGCGUUCCUGGUCCUGCCGAGCGUGCCGACAUUCUGCACAAGCAGCUGAGCUCGGUCCCAUGCGGAGCCACCGCACAGGAAGUGACACAGUUGGCUGACACCGCUCACGGCUACGUCGGCGCCGAUCUCGCUGCUGUUUGCAAAGAAGCGGGUUUAAAUGCAUUAAGACGAGCGAUCGGAGCAGCCAACGAGCCGUCGGACCAGCAGCUGAUGGGCAAAGUGACGGUCACUCUGUCUGACUUGCAGUGGGCCAUGUCAGUGGUGAAGCCCAGUGCCAUGAGGGAGGUCUCCAUUGAUGUGCCCAAGGUUCGCUGGGCUGACGUCGGUGGUAUGGAGGAUGUGAAGCUGAAACUGAAGCAGGCCGUGGAGUGGCCACUCAGGCACCCGGAGGCUUUCACCCGCAUGGGCAUCCAGCCACCAAAGGGGGUCUUGCUGUAUGGACCACCGGGCUGCUCCAAGACCAUGAUCGCCAAAGCCCUGGCCAAUGAAAGUGGCCUCAACUUCCUGGCCAUCAAAGGUCCUGAAUUGCUGAGCAAGUACGUUGGCGAGUCUGAAAGAGCCGUGAGAGAGGUGUUCCGGAAGGCCAGGGCCGUAGCUCCCUCCGUCGUCUUCUUUGACGAGAUUGACGCACUGGCCAGUGAAAGAGGAAGCUCUUCGGGAUCGGGUGGUGUGGGCGACAGGGUCCUGGCCCAGCUCCUGACAGAGAUGGACGGCAUUGAGCAGCUCGGCGACGUCACCGUGCUAGCCGCCACCAACCGGCCGGACAUGAUUGAUCAGGCUCUAAUGCGACCAGGUCGCCUCGACCGAAUCGUCUACGUUCCUCUCCCAGAUGCUCCGACUCGGCGGGAAAUAUUUCGUCUCCAGUUUGUGAACAUGCCCGUGGCCCAAAAUGUGUCUCUGGAUGACCUCGUGACUUGCACAGACAAGUACUCUGGAGCUGAGAUAACAGCAGUAUGCCGAGAGGCCGCCCUGCUAGCCCUGCAGGAGGACAUGAAAGCCGAGCACGUGGACGCCAGCCAUUUCCAGAGCGCCCUCGCCGCCGUUAGGCCACGCGUCCCCGACGCUCUGCUCCAGUCAUACGUCUCCUACCAGCAGCGGCACGCCGCCAUCACCACCCCACCUUCUUUUCUGACCCCCCUUUGAUGUCUUAUUAUUGUUUGCCAUCAUGUGCUGACUCUUAAUCAUCCUAUCAUGUCAAAUACUGUACAUUAUCCAUGAGUCGACAUAAUGGUAACAUCAACUGUAAAACUUCUAUAGUCAUGAAUUUUUUUUCACAUUCAUUUAUCACAAUAGUGUGUGCACACAAACUUAUUAUCAUCAUUCUCGACCUUUUUAACUGAAAAUAUGUCAUGUCCAUUUAUAUAUAACAGCAACAUUGGAAUAAAUGCAUUUGUGUUUUGGGUUA
Hippocampus zosterae (dwarf seahorse) is the source of this 3007-nucleotide messenger RNA. RefSeq names its product spermatogenesis associated 5 (gene afg2a). The transcript is spliced from 17 exons. Gene Ontology annotation, molecular function: ATP hydrolysis activity; ATP binding. NCBI's taxonomy places the organism in Eukaryota, Metazoa, Chordata, Actinopteri, Syngnathiformes, Syngnathidae. The record is from RefSeq and is a predicted model, not a curated record. Gene Ontology annotation, cellular component: cytoplasm. Bases 79 to 2745 code for a protein of 888 amino acids.